UUAAAACCAGGAAGGAGUCUUAUGGAUUGGAUUCGACUAACUAAAAGUGGGAAGGACUUGACUGGUUUAAAAGGGAGGCUAAUUGAAGUGACCGGAGAUGAGCUUGCUAAGCACAACAAAAAGGAGGACUGCUGGAUAUGUAUAAGAGGAUUUGUCUAUAAUGUCACACCAUACAUGGAAUAUCAUCCUGGUGGCGAGGAUGAACUAAUGAAAGCAGCAGGAACUGAUGGUACAGAUCUCUUUGAUCAGGUUCAUCGUUGGGUCAAUUAUGAAUCGAUGCUGAAGGAAUGUCUUGUUGGGAGAAUGGCUGUCAAGCCUAUUGCUGCUCCAAAAGGGAUUCCUUCUACUCUAUCUGAAGAGAAGAAACAGCUUAAUGGUAUGCUUCCUGAGAAGAAAGUACUGGGUGCUUCUGCUAAAGAUUUAACUCCAAGCUGUGACUGGUUCCAAACUGAUAGUUCAAUCACCAUUGUCAUAUAUACUAAGCAGAAGGUUAUGAAUGCAGAGUUGGUGACAGUUGACUGCCAAGGCAAACAAUUAAGGGGAGAGAUCAUUGUGGAUGACCACUCAUAUGUUGUAGAAGUUGACUUGGAUCAUGCAGUUCAAGAAGACUUGGCUGUGAAUAUUGCUGAAAAAGUUGGGAAAGUAGAGAUUAUCUUAAAGAAAAAGGAUAACAUUCAUUGGAAAAUGCUGGGACAGCCCUUGGAGAGUCAUAAUACAUUUAUCAAACGCAUGGACAGAGGACUGUUCUACAGAAAAUGCAAGUUGGUUUCUAAGACAGAAGUUACCCACGACACCAAGCUCUUCUGCUUAAUGUUGCCUAAGAGCACGCAUCUCCAUGUUCGCACUGGACAACAUGUUUACCUCAAACAAAUCAUUGCAGGGACAGAGGUAGUGAAACCAUACACACCUGUACUGCCUUUUUUGCCACUGGAUUUUAAAGAACCAUCUCACCGUGAUGGUGCACAUAUAUAUUUAAUGAUUAAAAUUUAUUCCUGUGGACUGUUCACACAGGCACUUGACCACCUACAAAUUGGUAAUUAUAUUUCUGUCAGCAGUCCUGAAGGUAACUUCAAGAAGUCACAGGUUCAAACUUCAGAAGAUCUCUUUUUAUUGGCAGCAGGCACAGGCUUCACACCAAUGGUUAAACUGCUGGAUUUUGCUCUGACUGAAAUUAGUUGCCUCCGGACAGUGAAGCUGAUCUUCUUCAACAAAACAGAAGAUGACAUACUUUGGAGAAACCAACUGGAGCAAUUAGCUCUUAAAGAGGAAAGGUUUGAGGUUCAAUUCAUUCUUUCACAACCAACAAAGGACUGGGUGGGUAAACAGGGGAAGAUUUCUUCAUCUCUUCUCUCUGAGGUUGUGAAAAGAAGCAGAAGAGACUCCAAAGUGCUUAUCUGCAUCUGUGGUCCAACACCUUUUACAGAACAAGGAGUACAAUAUCUGAAGGAUCUUGGAUACUCCCCGGAAGAGAUACACACUUUUACUGCAUAAACCCAUAUGAGGAUAUCAAUGGUUGUUUGUAUAAUUCAAUCUUAUUUAUUUACCUUCAUGAAUUUAAUUGAGACACACACAAUUUUGUAAGACUUGAACUUUCACUCUUGGUACCAAACUGUUUCUUGGAAGAAAUAUAUCUUUGAAAAAAUUUUAUACUGUGUUUUAUCUUGGUUUUUGUAAAUAUUUUUGCUAAUUCAGGGUAUUAAUUUAUUGUAGAGGCAAGCAAAAAUGUAUAGUAUACAUUAUGUAAGAUAUUUCAUGUUGGUUCAUGAGAAUUCUUAAAUUUAUGACAAGCACUGAUUUAAGUUUUGACUUGAGAAGCUUAUUAUUUCUUACUGUAAAAAGUCUUAAGAGCGAUACUGUCUGAAAUUAAAUAUUGCACUGUAACUCAGGUAACCGAUCAUUGAAAAAUGUUCUUUUUUCAUCUGAAAUCUCUGUUUGAUUUGCAAGUGAUCCAGAUACAUUUUUGGCUUUGUAAACAAAGAAUAGAAGUACCUUUGGUAAAACAUAAAAAAUUUACAUCAAAUAAUAAAAUUUAAUAAUUUUA
Messenger RNA from Pelecanus crispus (Dalmatian pelican), 2041 nucleotides. The record is from RefSeq and is a predicted model, not a curated record. NCBI's taxonomy places the organism in Eukaryota, Metazoa, Chordata, Aves, Pelecaniformes, Pelecanidae.